Molecule: messenger RNA, 5324 nt
Organism: Amoebophrya sp. A120
Lineage: Eukaryota; Dinophyceae; Syndiniales; Amoebophryaceae
Source: the annotation of a GenBank genome assembly
GGCAGCCACUGCUGCAGGAUCUGAAGGAAAGUAGGUUUCUUAUGCUGCAGGCGCGCGCCGCCUGCGGGGCGGUUCUUCUGCAAGAGGACCGUAUCCGGGUUCAUGCGUCUGACGAAGUUCUGGAGGAGAAUGCGGUGCGCCAGAUGGACGUGCUGACGAGCUGCCACGCGAGCGAGGUGCACGUGACAGACUUGGAGGACUUACCCACGAAACAGGUACCGCAGCAUUUGCUCUUGGGGGACAAGAUGGAAAAUGUCACGCGCGGCUGCGAGCAACAACCAGAGUCUGCGUCUGCCGAGGAUUUCGCCCCCAGGAAAAAUCAGAAUCAGAUCGUGGUGGCGGCCGAGUACGAGUCUUCGGCUCCUGUUAAGAUUGCCUGCGCCGGCGUGUCCAACCCGGAUGUUGACCUGGGGCCGUCCGACUCCGAAAACGUGAGCGACGACGACAGUGUCAGUGGUAGUGCGGGCGCAUUAAACAGCGGUGAGGACCACGACGAUGGGAGCGCGAUGAGUUUCUCCAACGACGGAAGCUGCACAGCGAGCGAAUCACAGGACGAAGCAAGCAGCGGAGAGGAAGAGAAUAGCGAAACGGCCGAGCAGGGGGAGGAUGAUGCGCAGGCUAGUAAUCGGUACCGCGCCACUCCAACUGCACUGCUUUUGCCACGGAGUGAACGCGAUGUGCAACCUGUACUGCGAGCGUGGUUGGACACACGGAAGAUGAAGAGCUUUACACGUAGGCAGUGGACGCGUUCUCGGAGAGAAGACACGCUGCAAACGCUGUUCAAAAGUAUCGAGAAGCCCCCGGCUGAGAAGCUGCUCCACAGUGGGCUACAGGAAGUGGAGCAACGAAGCGUCCUCCUACCCCGCAGGGGUGUCACUCACGGGAACAAAGCGCGCGCGUUUUCGAACACUGCCGUAUCUCGGGCGCGGUUCCGGGCACAUGUGGCACAAGUCAAACGGUUUCAGCGCGUCGUGGGUGGCGAAACGCCUAUGGAAAGGAGAAUCUCUGCGGCGGAGACCGCGAUGCAACAUCGCGCAAAGAGAGUUCGUGCUGAGGAUGAUGAAACCUCGGCUGAGAUAGAUGCUGUCACAACAAUGAAGGACCGUCGUGGCCCUUCGCACAGCGCACAAGAGGAUUUCGAUGUCGAGCGCCAAAGCACCGAUGAGAGUAUGCACUGGAGCACUCUGACUCCUGACACUGAAAGAUACUCUCGCGGUGCCCUGUUUACAUCAUCUGCGUCGCCACCGCGCUGCAGCGCCUUGCCGUUUUCCAGAUCCCAGCUCCAAAUUAAUUUGCGCUGCCUGCGAAAAAGCAUUACAGACCUGUUGCGGUUGCUCCACGAUAAAGUGGAAGACCCCGUGGAGUUUCGGAAAAGUUUGGCGUCGGAGCAAUGGUAUUUGGGAAGGGAUCCGCAGGGUAUGUGGCAUGUCGAUCGCGGACGGAAGUGUGGACUCAUUCCAGUCGAAGUAAUUCGUGCUCUCUACGUCGUGCAGUUGCACUCUGCCGCGAAAGAAUCUCAGCAGCACUUCGCGGAGCUUUCGAGUACAGCUGGCGCUGGAAAUAGCUGCGCGGACGGAGACCACACUCUUUCUUUGUCUAAGCGCCCGAAUCUUGUUAUUCAGGAGCUCGAAGGUAUUGUGCGAAGGCUCGUUGCACUCACCGAUUUCGGGUUUGUGGUGGAGCUCUUCCGGGAGGCGUGCAUGGCAGAAAAUUGUGCAAAGAAAAAGCGUUUCAAGCAGACGAACGGCGGCGAGCCAGAAGAUUUAUUGCCGUUGUACCCGCUGGACGCAGACUUCGAGGCCCAGCUCGUGCGACACCUAAAUGCCCAUCCGAGAGGCUGCGGUGCAGAGUCGCAGCUGUCACACGGAAACGAGCUCGCUGCGAAAGCCUUAACAGCAAACCAGAUGGCUGGGCGUUGUGAUGUUCGCAUUGAAAAGUUGAGUCACACUUGGUGCAGACCUGGUGGGCCACCAGCAGCAAAGGCGGGUUGUUUCCGAGAGGAGAGCCAAGGGCAUAGCUACGACUGGCAGGCGCCAGUGCGCCAAAAGCUGCUUCGCGCUCAGAAGUUGCAAGCUAAGCUGGCGAAUUAUCAGAAUUUUGCGGCGUCAGUCGCGGUCUAUGUCGAACCGCGAGCCACGACCAGCUGGUUGCCUGCGACGGCGUGCGCAGCAACGACCUCUCCACCAACAAUGCACAUGGGAAAGUCACUGGCGGAAAGCGCGCGGAGAGCCCACGGUCGGCAGCAGGUGUGGACGCAUUGGACGACCAUGCAUGAGCAGGAGCGAUUGACGGUUGACGAGACUACUCCCGAGUAUUGGAAUCGGCAACGUGAACUGUAUCAGCGACUCGAAUCUGGGCCGCCCGCCCUGGCACUUGUUGCAUCUUUCCGAGGAGAGGAUUAUGCGUCGUCUUGGGGUGAGUCUCGUGCACCUGCUCCCUCAAUGGGUCCGGUUGGCGUCCUGCAGAGCGCGAACGAGAUCGAGACCGAUGCUGUACAAAGCGUGACCACGCCCAAAACUGCGCCGCCCCACUGCCACUUCUACCAUCCUUCGAGAUCUGCUGACGCAAUCGCGUCGUCGCAAGUUUCUCAGCAACUACGAGAUCGUCGCGACGCCCAAUCCACUGGCUGCUCCAAGAAAAAGACCGUUUCCUUCGCCAGGUGGGUAUCGGUUCUAAGCUCCGAAGCGCCGCUGUCGCUUCCACUCCUUAGGACGACAAGUUUUGGUCACGUGCCAUGCUCCCUUGAUCUCCGCGUGUCGCAAAAUGUGCUAGAGGGCGCAACUCAGAGAUCGCGCGCCUCCGCACGGUCAAGCAACUCAUUUGGCAUCGAACAAGUCGGCAGCAGCGGUGGUAGAAAUAACUAUCACAUCUCUACUACUUCGGCAGGGGAGCAGACUUCGGAGCAAGGGUUUACUCCUUCGGUAUCCGACGCUACUUUGUGCCGAAGUCAAAGACUUUAUGACCAGCUGACAGACAUGAGCGAGAUAGGUGUCAUCACUGACGAGCGCGCCAAAGCGAGGUUUCGAACACAAAAUGGAGCUAUCGCACCAGCGGCCGUGUUUCCGAACAGCUACAGCGAGGAUGUAGAGACCUGUCUAUCGCAAACGCUGAUGGGGUGGGAUGUCGACGAGAGUGACGAAGAAAUGUCAGAUCAGGAGCUGAACACCAUUCAGCUGCAAACAGUGUUGCCGGCACCGUGGGAGGAGAUGGCGGAGCGACAAUAUGAAAAAGCCGACGGAAAAAACGUGAACUCGUAUGUCCAGCCUGCUCGAGUACUCGCAUCGAUCUCCUCUCGUGGUCGUCCUGCAAAUGGUUUACUCACCAGCAUCAAGGCCACAAAUACCACGAAAGCUCCUAAAGAAAACGAGGGUCGUCCAUCUUCGUCCGGUGACCGCAGAAUGGAAGCGGUGGAGCCCAAAGUAGAGGCGGAUAGUACGGAAAGCGAGACGUCGUCGGGUUUCGAUGCUCCAGACACGGUCAGGCGUCGUCGCUCCUCGGCAAAUCACACCAGUUCACGCGUCGAAGGAGUACACCGACGACCAGGAGGUGCAGGAACAUCAAAGGUUCCUGUGCAAACUGGAGGACCAUCACAUCACGACCAGGCUUUCUUGCCGCGAGUGAGCGGGUCGUCCGGGUUGCAGGUAUGGCGGGAUCCCCGCCACACUGAAGGAGGCCACGGACAUCUGGCACCCCUCGGAACCCGGCCGGGGGUCUCUUCUCUGCAGGUCGGUCGUCAAGUGAUGGCGAGAAGGCAGAGCGCGAUGACAGAACACAAUCGAAGUGUUGCAACGGUAAGGCGCGCCAACAAAGGUUGUGCGAGCGGAAAGAAAACAGUUUGUCUGUACCGCAAUAAGUACUUGGGGACGACCAUCCGCCAAACGUCCGACCGAGCAGAUGCACGUCGGACCGUGCCACCUCACGCGUUUCGAUUCCUGGAAGAAGAUCCUGACGGCACUCGCCCACCUGUCGGUCGCGUGUUUCACUGCACCGCCUGGGUAGUGCAAAGAAGAGCGGCUGCGCGACCGUGGCCAGUGGGGGAACCGGUGACGAAGCUGCAGUGCAGUGCCUGUGGAAAAUGGCGAAAGAUUGACUGUCCGAAGACCGGCAAAAUCUUGCGUGAGUGUGAAACGGCGGCGAAAUUUCGAUGCAGCGACCUGAUCUUUUGCGAUUGCCAUUACGCCUGCGAUACCACAACCCCGAACCGCGCCGCCUGGGGUCACGUGCGGGACUACCGCGUUUGGGUUAGAGUAAGUUGCUGCGGCACCUGGAAGCGGCUGGAUCCCCGAAAGUACUUGCAACUCAAGCGCAGCGGGAAGGUUUGGACCAAGCCGACCAAGGGUGUGACGUGUCUAGACUGCGGGUUCCGGGAAUGCCAGGACCUGUCGUAUUGUGCGGCAGGGUGGCACGCGUGUGGCUUGUACCGGAGCGUCAACGGGACAGCGGAUUCGCACUUCUUCAGCCAGGAUUAUCAAAUGCAAAUGUGUCUUGUUCUGCAACUCGCUGUGGCUUGUCAUGUGCUGAAUUUGAUUAUAAAUACCUUGUCGGAAUAAGAAUAAAUAUGAUUAAGUAAGUAUCUAUCCGGUGCAAGCUCUGCAACGGACAGCAGAUUUUGACAAGCUCUCUCGAGAGGGAGAGCGCUGCUCACUAAAAACCUAGACGGGAGCCGAGCUCUGGUUCGGGAUAGUUUCAGGGUGGCGCAUCGAAGAUGAUUGUACUGGUACUUGCCCGAUGAUGUUGUCUAGCGUCAGGUGCUUCACUCUGUGGCGACCCAGAAGGUACUGGCUUUGCUCUUCUUGCAUGCUGGCGGCUUUUAUUUGAGUUAUAACAAUAAUUGUGUGCUUACUAAUACUAACUAGUAUCACACUCACUUUGCGAUUGCGCCGGACAUCUUUGCAAUGAAUACGGAUGACGACGACGUGAGUGAGGGCGAGUUCGUCUUUAAAAAGAUUGACGAUGUAUUUGGAGAAGAUAUGUACGUGCUCACGGACUCCGAAGAUGACAGUGAAUGGUCUUCGCCGGACACCGAGGAAGAAGAGCCCGAGUUUCCUGCUGAAAGCGCUCUGGACGGGAGCGGCGGUGCGGAGGCUGUGUCACAAGAUAGAGAAGAACGCUCUCAGCGCUCUACCUGGUCUUGAAACAAACUGAAAAAUAAUAUGAUAUAAUGAGUUCUUGUUCGCCGUGUAAUCAAAUCAUCUUGCUUUUUUCUCCAACUGGUAGCGCGAACAGCUGUGGUCACGCUCAGGAAGACCUGGUUGGAAUGGUGACAAACUGACAGGGAGGACUCUUAUGAUCUUGCGUGUUCUCUCUCCCAAAGCCAAAUGCAC